Pochonia chlamydosporia 170 is the source of this 1413-nucleotide messenger RNA. RefSeq names its product arginine-tRNA-protein transferase. Gene Ontology annotation, cellular component: cytoplasm. The transcript is spliced from 2 exons. The record is from RefSeq and is a predicted model, not a curated record. Gene Ontology annotation, molecular function: arginyl-tRNA--protein transferase activity. Lineage: Eukaryota; Fungi; Ascomycota; Sordariomycetes; Hypocreales; Clavicipitaceae. Gene Ontology annotation, biological process: protein arginylation. The coding region runs from base 1 to 1413 and encodes 470 amino acids.
AUGGAACCUGGGCCGACAACUGGCACCAUGCAGACCCCUGAAGACGCCUCAUUCAACUACGAAUACAUUUCUCCAAUCGGUUACUCGUACUAUGCAAACGCAACGUCCUUGAGCCCGAAAUUUUAUCAGACUCUUCUUGACCGAUGCUGGCGUCGAUCCGGCAAGCUUUUGUAUCGACCAGAUCAGAGAAGGUCAUGCUGCCCUCAUUAUACAAUACGCCUUGAUUCCAGUCAGUUCAGCCCGUCGAGAAAUCAGCGCCAAACCGUAAAUCGUUUCAAUAAGUUUGUUUUGGGAGAGUCUUACAUUAAGGAGGCCGCGCGAUUAUACCCCAAAAGCCGCGAAGAGGUCAAGAGGAGGGACAAUGAAUUCGUUCUUACCGACCGCGUCCACGAAGCAGAGUACAGGAACUUAAAGGCCCCUCCAGAACCUGCUCAUAAACUUGUGAUUACACUUGAAGAGAACAAUUUCACCGAAGAGAAGUAUCAUGUGUAUGAUAACUACCAAAAAGUCGUACACAAGGACCCUCCUGAAGACAGAACGCCCCGAGCGUUCAAACGAUUUCUUUGCACAUCUCCGUUACGGCGCGAAGUAAUGGUGACGUCUGAUGGGAAGAAGCGCAAGUUAGGCUCAUACCAUCAAUGUUACCGCCUAGAUGGCGUUCUUGUUGCCAUUGGGGUCUUAGACUUGCUACCGGACUGCGUUAGCUCCGUUUACUUUUUGUAUCACGAGAGUAUUCACAAACAGACUCCUGGAAAGUUGGGCGCAAUGCACGAAAUCGCUUUGGCGAGCGACGAAGGAUAUCGCUGGUGGUAUCCCGGAUUCUAUAUUCACAACUGUCCCAAGAUGAAGUACAAGGUCGACUAUGCCCCUCAGUACAUUCUUGAUCCCGUCAGCCUUGGCUGGGAUCUAUUGGACCAUACAAUCUUGAAACUUCUCGACCAAAAGGCCUUCCUCAGCAUGUCUGUCGAAAGGCGAGAUGACUCUUCUGCUGACAAGUUAUUGAGAGAUGAUGAGACUAGAGAUUCCAAAAGGCUCAAAGUCGGCAAUGAAAAAGAACCAACUGGUGUUGAAAGUGUCACAGAUGCAAUGGAUUCCGCCACCGCAGAAGAUCAGCCCGAGGAUAUGGACGAGGAUGAAGGCGAAGACGAAGAUGACGACACACGUUCGCUCUUCCGAUCGGGAAUGCCUGGAAUCAAGUCCGUCUCAGACAUGUUACACGUGGAUUUGGAUCACAUUGCUUUGAAGGUAUUUCCUACUGGACCAUUAUUCGAGACAUCGGACCUGGUAGCUUGGGACUCUAAAAACAUCACUGAUUGGCCUGGUAUCAAGGCGUCCAUAGCAGAGCUGAUUGCAGCAGUUGGGCCAGAUGUAAGAGAUCUGAUAUGUCUGGACAUGUCACGAGAGCGGGAUUAG